Messenger RNA from Spathaspora passalidarum NRRL Y-27907, 867 nucleotides. RefSeq names its product cytochrome c1 heme lyase (gene CYT2). Gene Ontology annotation, biological process: cytochrome c-heme linkage. Gene Ontology annotation, molecular function: holocytochrome-c synthase activity. NCBI's taxonomy places the organism in Eukaryota, Fungi, Ascomycota, Pichiomycetes, Serinales, Debaryomycetaceae. Bases 17 to 811 code for a protein of 264 amino acids. The record is from RefSeq and is a predicted model, not a curated record. Gene Ontology annotation, cellular component: mitochondrion. The transcript has a single exon.
UAGAAAACAACAAGUAAUGGCGGACGAGAGUGAACAGCCUAAAUGUCCAGUAGAUCCAUCGACAAGAUCUUCAUGGUUGUCAUUAUGGAAGAAGCCUGCUCCGCAAGUCGACAUACCCAAGCAAAAGCAAGAGCCGGAAGCUGCUGCUGCUGCAGCUGCUGCUGGAGACCAACCUAAAUGCCCCGUAGACCAUAACGCCCGAUCCGCAUGGAUGAACAACGUAUCGGUGCAGAUCAAUACUGAAGCCAUAGAAGAACCAGAAGGAUGCAGUUCCAACGCCGUCAACCAGGAUCUAACCACCGCAGGCGCCCCCUCAGACCUCGCUACUGAGCGUGAAAUAAGUUCCAUUCCACGAACAUCUGCAGACAGUAAUUGGAUCUACCCCUCGCAGAAGCAAUUCUUUGACGCUAUGAAACGUAAGCAGUGGAAUCCAGAGAAGGAGGAUAUGAAAACCGUUGUUCCUAUUCAUAACGCUGUCAAUGAGCAAGCAUGGAGACAUAUCCAGAUGUGGGAAGCGCCCUAUGCUGAAGAGACCCACCAGAAAUGUGGCGGCGUUUCAUUAACUUCGUUCAAAGGUGACCUGAAGAAGUUGACUCCGCGAGCAUGGUUCAAAUCGUCAGUGUUGGGUUACGCCAAGCCAUUUGACCGUCAUGAUUGGACCGUGGACCGUUGUGGCGUUUCAGUCGAGUAUGUGAUUGAUUUCUAUGGGAGCGAGGGCACCACGGGGCCCAGUUUCUUCCUUGACGUUCGUCCCAAGAUCAACACGCUCGAAGGAUUUAAACUAAGACUACGUAGGGCGUUAGGAGUAUAAACGUUUUAUAUUUAUAGCUUGUAUAUAUACAGAAAAAUUCUAAUUCUACUUUCUUC